Molecule: messenger RNA, 3043 nt
Organism: Oryzias melastigma (Indian medaka)
Lineage: Eukaryota; Metazoa; Chordata; Actinopteri; Beloniformes; Adrianichthyidae
Gene: ldb1a
Product: LIM domain binding 1a
Exons: 12
Coding region: 255-1310 (351 amino acids)
Biological process (GO): positive regulation of transcription by RNA polymerase II; negative regulation of transcription by RNA polymerase II; nervous system development
Cellular component (GO): nucleus; transcription regulator complex
Molecular function (GO): LIM domain binding
Source: RefSeq, a predicted model, not a curated record
UCCUUCCUUCUCAUCAUCCAAUUUGAACACUGUUAAAUCCCCCCCUCCCUCCCUUGUGUCUCCUAUCUGCAUCUGCUCAUCACAGCCUCUGUCAGACCUGCGUGUUUUCUUCAGCUGACCAGAGCGGACUUUUUUUCCUUUAUCCAGGGAGCGUGGCGGACGAAGGAGAAGAAAGACAAAGAGUGAGCCCAUGCGAGCAGCGUUUGGACUGAGCGCAGCUGUUUCGUUCAGAGAAGGGCCCACCAUGUGAGAAGAUGUCUGUUGGAGGUUGUGCUUGUCCCGGCUGUUCGUCAAAGUCAUUCAAGCUGUACUCUCCCAAGGAGCCACCCAACGGCGGCAACUUUCCCCCCUUCCACCCAGGCGCUAUGCUGGACAGAGAUGUGGGGCCAACACCCAUGUACCCGCCCUCAUAUAUGGAGCCUGGAAUGGGGAGACCCACGCCGUAUGGGAACCAGACAGAUUACAGGAUAUACGAGCUGAAUAAACGACUGCAGAACUGGACAGAGGACUGUGACAAUCUCUGGUGGGACGCGUUCACUACAGAGUUCUUUGAAGAUGACGCCAUGCUCACUAUCACCUUCUGUUUAGAAGAUGGUCCAAAACGAUACACAAUCGGCAGGACGUUGAUUCCUCGAUACUUUAGAAGUAUUUUUGAGGGAGGCGCCACUGAGCUCUUCUACGUUUUGAAGCAUCCAAAAGAGUCCUUCCAUAGUAACUUUGUGUCCCUGGACUGCGACCAAUGCACCAUGGUGACCCAGAAUGGCAAACCCAUGUUCACACAGGUUUGUGUCGAAGGCCGGCUGUACUUGGAGUUCAUGUUUGACGACAUGAUGAGGAUCAAAACGUGGCACUUCAGUAUCAGACAACACAGAGAAGUCCUUCCCAGGAGCAUUUUGGCUAUGCAUGAUCCCCAGAUGCUCGAUCAGCUGUCUAAAAAUAUCACCAGAUGUGGACUAUCCAACUCGACGCUCAACUACCUCCGUCUAUGUGUGAUUUUGGAGCCGAUGCAGGAGUUGAUGUCCAGACACAAGACUUACAGCUUAAGCCCCAGAGACUGUCUGAAGACCUGUCUUUUUCAAAAGUGGCAAAGGAUGGUAGCACCUCCAGCUGAACCGGCCAGGCAAGCUCCGAAUAAACGCCGGAAAAGAAAGGUGUCCGGCGGCAGCACUGUGAGCUCGGGCGGGGGCAACAACAACAACAGCAACAGCAAGAAGAAAAGCCCAGGCAACAGUUUUUCACUCUCCAGCCAGGUACCUGACCUGGUUGGAACAAAAACCUGUACAGUGCCGGAGCUUGAGGACCGAAGUUGAGAACCACUACGCUAAAUGUUACACACAAACACACACACACGGACACACACUCCACCUACAUCUGUGGCAGAAAUCAAUGAGGUACUGGAGAAAGGCGAUACUCGUGUCUGGACCAGAGCACCAGACACCACAGAAGUAUGUUUUAAGUUUUUCUGUUUUUUUUGUUUUGUUUAUUUUUUUGUUUGUUUUUGUAAAAAAUGAAAAAACUAAAUAUAGACAGACAAAGCAAACAAACAGCCCAGAAUAUCCUUUGCACUGUUUUCCACUAUUAACUGCAAUCUAUUUUUCUUAUGGUGUAUUUUUUUCUUUUUUUCCUUUUUUUCUAUUAUUAUGUAAGAAGUGUAAAACAUUUGAAACCUGCAGUAUAUUAAUGUAUAAGUAUUGCUGUUAGAUCAUUCUUAUUGUGAUGGUAAUAACUAAUGUAAGCCUCUGCUCGAUGUGUCACCCAUCUGUGUCAGACGUCCCGCCGUCAUCAAGUUCUGUCGGGAGAACAAGGCUUGUGUUUUACUACUGUUAGCGAGUCCAAAGCAGCACACUGGAAAACACGCGUCCCAGCCCGAUUUCCAUCCGUUGUCCAAUCCCGGCGCAACUGUUUGCUUUGUCUUGACAUCUCCUAACUUGCGGUCCACUCUAGAGAAUAUAUGAACGGAAAACCUCUUAAAUUUGCUACUUUAAAAAAAAUAUUUUAAAACCAAGUUUUGACAGCAUUGUAAAAUAAUAAUAAUAAUAAAAAAAGAACUUUUGUAUUAACUUAAGCUUCCAGGAAAUGUUUUUAAGGACAUUAAAGAAAGCUGCAGACCAAGAAGCUCCAUGUAAAGAUUCUUACACUCUGCUCUGCUUUCCGACGAAUCAUUUGUUGGCUUUACUCUUCAUGUUUGUGUCUGUGCUUGUAUAUUUUUAGGUAGUAAUUUCUGUAAAGCUUAUUCUAUGUAUUCCCUGAAACUGAAAAACCCAAUGUUAAAAAUGAAAAAGCCUCAGAAGUUUUUUUUUUUUUUUAUGUAAUUUUUAAUCGUACAAUCAAUGAUUAAAUAAUUUUUGCCCUGGAUUUACUGAGCUAUAUUUAUUUUUCUAUGCAUUGACAUUUUUUGGUGCAGCCCACCUGUACAGUUUCCAUGGCAACAUAUGGAGGAAUUUGUGAAGCUGCUUGGUCUGAGUGUUAAUUUAGAUUAUGUUUUACUUUGAAAUAAAGCUCAUUCAGAAACUCAUUCUGAUACACUUUUUAAGAAAUUAUUGAAAUAUAAGAAUUUAAAUUUGUUAAUGUUUCAUUUAUGUAUAGUUGAAUAUUAGUUGCCCUAUUAAAGCUGCUGGUCAUAAUUUAGAUAAUAUUUUUCCUGUGCAGAUAUUUUCUUUACUUUUUGUCACUUCCAGACUCCACCAGCAGGGGGCUCUCAGCUCCAGACUAAGCAGCUGAAUAGAAAUUCCUUCACCAACAUUUUCAUCUGUAAAUCCACGCUGGGGUGCAGCUCUAUGUAUCUCCAUCACCAUGUCAUCUUUUUUGUGGUGUCCCAAUUCAACAGAUGAACGCAGAAUCCAGUCCAGGAGCAGCCUACCAACACUUGUUUGAGUUUCACAUAGCAGUUACUAAGAAAAUAUGAGAGAGAAAGAUGGAGCAGCUGUUGCUGCUUCUUGUAGCACCUCAACCCAGGGGGUGGUUUUAUAUCUAUAUUUUUUGCGAGGUUUCUGUCAUUGAUAAUUCAUGUACGGUCUCAAUAAAGAUGAAUUUUCACUGAAAA